GUUGAGGGCCAACAAAUAGGCUUCUUUGUGUGCUUUUCUUAUACACUUGGACUUUGAAAACAUCAAUCACCAUUCAAUAAAGUGCAUAAUUGACCCGACUUGGCCUCCAAUCCACGAGCCCUCGAGUUGUUGGGAUGAAACUGGAUUCUGAUGAAACUUCCGAGUUGUAUUUCUCAUGGACUUUUCUCUCUCUCUCUCUUCUCUCUUUGUCUGCAGCCCCAGCGAAAGGAGGGUGGCUCAUACGUGAUUGAGGAAAAUGAGUCUCGCGAGGCCAAGAACACCUGCCUCAUCUUCUCGCCCAGCAUCGACGGAGCGGGUAUUCUGGCCAAGACACUCAAGAUCUUCAAUGACAAUGAUGUGAAUCUUGUGCACAUCGAGUCUCGCUCAUCAACGCGUGGCCCAGGAUAUGAGUUCUUUGUGGAGUGCGACAGCCGAUCGGGAUCCCUCGGCACUGCUAUUGAGCAGUUGCGUGGACAGUGCUCGUAUCUCAGCAUCAUUUCACGUGACUACAAGGAUAACACGGCCGCUGUGCCGUGGUUCCCGCGGCGCAUCAGAGAUCUCGAUCGAUUUGCCAACCAGAUUCUCUCCUACGGGUCCGAACUUGAUUCUGAUCAUCCCGGAUUCACUGAUCCCGUCUAUCGCGAUCGGCGCAAGUAUUUCGCCGACCUGGCGUACAAUUAUCGACAUGGACAACCUUUGCCAAGGGUUGAUUACACUAAGGAAGAGACCGAGACGUGGCGAGUUAUCUUCAACAAUCUCACGACACUCUAUCCAACGCACGCUUGCAAGCAAUUCAAUCACAUCUUCCCACUCUUGAUCGACAAUUGUGGUUAUCGCGAAGAUAAUAUCCCUCAGCUUGAGGAUGUGUCCAAUUUCCUGAAGGAUUGCACCGGAUUCACACUCCGUCCUGUCGCUGGACUACUCUCUUCGCGAGACUUCUUGGCCGGAUUGGCUUUCCGUGUUUUCCAUUCGACACAGUACAUCAGACAUCCCAGCAAGCCUCUGUACACCCCUGAGCCUGAUGUCUGCCACGAGCUUCUCGGCCACGCGCCGCUCUUCUCCGACCCGGAGUUUGCUCAGUUCUCCCAAGAGAUCGGGCUCGCAUCUCUUGGAGCUCCUGAUGACUACAUUGAGAAACUCGCCACGUGCUUCUGGUUCACCGUUGAGUUUGGCUUGUGUCGACAAGGUGGCGAACUUAAGGCCUUUGGGGCUGGAUUGCUCUCGUCCUUCGGUGAACUUCAGUACUGUCUCAGUGACAAGCCUGAGGUGCGUGAAUUUGAUCCAGAGAAGACUGGCCUGCAGAAGUACCCAAUCACAGAAUAUCAGCCUGUGUACUACGUCGCCGACAGCUUCGAGGAUGCCAAAGAGAAAAUGAUUAAGUACGCUAACACCAUUCCCAGGCCCUUCGGCGUGCGCUACAACGCAUAUACUCAGAGUGUGGAUAUUCUGGACUCUAAGCCUCAGAUCACCAACCUGAUGAACAAUAUCAACCUGGAGUUUAGCGUCUUGCAGAAUGCUUUUAGGAAGUUACAGGCAUAAGUCUGGGAUGUGAACAUUAUUUCAUAUGCGUUUUAUAGCUGUCUUAUGUGUUGCUAGAGUCCAAAACUCACUGCUUUUGUGUGCUCCAGAAAUGGUGCGUAUUUUUUUAAAAUAUCAAAUGAUGCGCAAUAUCGCGGUUUAAAGUCUCAUGUGACCUUUUAAUUGAUUUGUCCCCAACCCCAAUGAGAUUUCGCGGGAAAUAAAAGACAUAUUGUCACACUUAAAA
Messenger RNA from Phlebotomus argentipes, 1765 nucleotides. Its product is annotated as protein henna. Gene Ontology annotation, molecular function: iron ion binding; phenylalanine 4-monooxygenase activity. NCBI's taxonomy places the organism in Eukaryota, Metazoa, Arthropoda, Insecta, Diptera, Psychodidae. Bases 151 to 1539 code for a protein of 462 amino acids. The transcript is spliced from 4 exons. Gene Ontology annotation, biological process: L-tyrosine biosynthetic process; L-phenylalanine catabolic process. The record is from RefSeq and is a predicted model, not a curated record.